Messenger RNA from Drepanopeziza brunnea f. sp. 'multigermtubi' MB_m1, 1578 nucleotides. The record is from RefSeq and is a predicted model, not a curated record. Lineage: Eukaryota; Fungi; Ascomycota; Leotiomycetes; Helotiales; Drepanopezizaceae.
AUGGCAGAAAAGAUCAGACACAUAGUCAACUGCAAGACGAAGGAAGAUGUCGAGCCGACGAGAGUUGAUGUUGAUAUUGAGAACAGAGCCAAGAAGUUGGCCAUUGAGCAAGGAGGAACCAUUGUCGAUACAUUCACUCUCAUCCCCGCCUUCGUCCUCACUGAAGAUUGCUAUCCCACUCCUGAUAACAACUCUCGGAAUAAUUUCCACGACCCCAAUGCUACCAUGAUCCCCCUCACACGACCAUUACGGUCUUGCAAAGGUAAUUUUCAACCCGUCUCUUUCUUGAGACGUUUCGCGCAAUCCGCCAGCUUUGCGCGACACCCAUCGCCCUCGGCGCACAAGUGGUCCCAUCCGCCGAGCACAACCUCCAUCGCCGACGAUGAGGUAGCGAAGCUCGCAAGCAAGCCAUUGCAUUCUCUAAGCCUGGCAGACUUGGUGAGACAAGGGCGGCCACCUUUAUCUAAAGAAGCGUUAUUCUCCUCUGCGAACUUCACCCUCUCACUCCUCCCCGUCCGUCUCGCGCACCGGAUACAGGCCCUGCGCAACCUCCCAUACAUCGUCGUCUCAAAUUCCAAUAUCUCGAGCAUAUACAACAACUACCUGCACUCCUUAUCGACGCUGCUGCCCUACAACUCAAAGACCAUUUCCACCUUUGAAGACGAGGCUCGAUUCACAAGUGUAUUGUCAGACCUGGUAGAGACGCAUUCGCACACCAUUCCGACUCUAGCACGAGGAUUCCUAGAAUGUCGGAAAUACAUAAACCCAGAAGUAGUCACCCGCUUCCUGGACGAGCACCUUCGGGCUAGGAUCGGGACGCGAUUAGUCGCCGAACAGCACAUCGCUCUGCACCUCUCCUCUGAGCCGCACCAGGACCCGAAAUUCCAGAUUCCCGAGGCGCAUCCGCAGUCUUCGUACAUAGGGGUUAUAGACACCGCUUUACAGCCAGCCUCAAUCAUCAAUUCAUGCGGGAACUUCGUCUCGGAGAUCUGUGAGCUAAAGUACGGGGUCCGGCCAUCAUGGGUCAUUGACGGGGAGCCAGGCACGACAUUUGCGUUCGUGCCGGUCCAUCUAGAAUACAUCAUCACGGAACUCCUGAAGAAUGCGUUCCGGGCUACAGUUGAGUCCGGAAGAUCUCACGAGCCGGUAGUUAUCACCAUUGCAGCCGAACCGGAGUCUUCACGUACCCCCAUUGCUCCCGCUCCCGGAGGCGUGAAUCCAGUAGACUACAACCCGCCUAUCAAACCUUUUGAGGAUCCAGCGCCUGGGGUGACGAUCCGUAUCCGGGAUCGUGGGGGAGGCAUCAGUCCUGAGGUGAUGCCGGAUAUAUGGUCGUAUUCAUUCACGACCUUCUCAGACGACGAUCUGCCUGAUGGAAGCGGCAGUAUGGACGCGCUGAAUGCACUGUCCGGCCCUGGCGGCGGAGAGGGGAGCUCCAUUGCCGGGCUGGGAUAUGGGUUGCCCCUCGGCAGGGCAUAUGCUGAGUACUUUGGGGGUGGUAUCGGCGUGCAGAGCUUAUAUGGAUGGGGCACCGACGUGUAUCUCCGUCUGAAAGGGUUAGGUAGGCCGAAAGGCUGA